Messenger RNA from Theileria equi strain WA, 594 nucleotides. RefSeq names its product signal peptide-containing protein. The record is from RefSeq and is a predicted model, not a curated record. Bases 1 to 594 code for a protein of 197 amino acids. The transcript has a single exon. Lineage: Eukaryota; Apicomplexa; Aconoidasida; Piroplasmida; Theileriidae.
AUGAAGGUUCUAGCAGUACUAUGGACGGUAUGUUUGGUAAGACUGAGUUACUGUGGAGGUGAUGGUGGCAAAGGAGGACUAAAGGAAGCAGAGAAACAGACUCCUUCUACACAUGCUCAGAAUCAACCACAAGAACAACAGAAGGAACAAAAUCUUCAACCUAUUCCACAAGGUGUUCAGGGUAAACCAGCAGCUCCGGUUACUAAGUCAGCUGGACAAAGAGUUACUCUGGAUCUUUCAAAACCAGAUGAAACAAAAGUAGACAUUGUCAAGGCUAGUAAGAAUGGAGUGGAGAAGAAGACUUAUUACCCAAAGAAAGGUAAUCCUAUCCUCCAUCAAGUUGUUGACGACCAGAGUUCUAUAUGGAGCGCUUCUGGAAGGGAAAUAUAUGUAUUCGUACAAUCUCAUACAAAGGGAAAUUCCUCUAUACUUGCCAUUUAUGCAGAUGUCGGCUCCUUCAAAUACAAAAAGGAGUACUUUGAGAAGACUGCUGAUGGCUGGGUCUCUAUUGAUAAGGAAGAUUAUGAUAAGAAAUUUGUUGAAAUGGGAUGCCCUAAAAGGAGUCGUAUCAAAAAGCUCCUAGGAUCCUACUAA